GAUGGGGAUGGAACGCCUGCUCCAUCGUUACCAAAGCAACCCGUUAAUCAAUGACCAAACCCCUGCAACUUUCCUCUUUGGCCAAUCACGGUAGGGAGGACACUCGGAGCACUCUCCAGUUAGGAUCACACCAACGUUUAACUUAUUUCCUCGAAAAACUGAAAUCAAUCAACUCGUCAAUACUUGUAUGGGUCUGUCCAGUCAUUGUCCCCGCACUUUGAAAGACUUGAUCUAGCGUCAUGGCAGACCCCUGCAUGGACAGCACUAUGGAGGACCGCACGCCUUCGACCAGCACUUUGUGACCUCCAUGACCGCGUCUCAUCCAGAUCCAAUCUUUGGAGCAGAUAUCGUACGGUCGCCUCGGUGAAGACGAGCGGGGGGGCGGUGGGCGGGUAGGGAGGUGGCGUCCAUGGCGAGGUUCCAGGAGGCUGGGGGUAAGGUGAGCUGGACAGGGCUGCUGGUUCUUGUGCACUUCUCCUACCUGCUGGUCGGUGCCACCAUCUUCCAGAUCCUGGAGCGCGAGGCGGAGAGCAACAACCGCAACCACUUCCAGCUGGAGAAGCUCAACUUCCUGGCCAACUACACCUGCCUGGACGGCCCAGCACUGGAGAAGUUUGUGCAGGUCAUUUUGGAUGCAUGGGAAAAGGGUGUGAAUCCAUCUGGCAACUCAACCAACCCCAGUAACUGGGAUUUCAGCAGUUCCUUCUUUUUUGCUGGCACAGUGGUCACAACUAUAGGCUAUGGUAAUUUGUCCCCGAGCACUGUGUCCGGCCAGGUGUUCUGUGUUUUCUACGCCUUGUGUGGGAUACCUCUCAACCUGGUGUUCCUCAACCAGCUGGGAAAGUGCCUCACCAUCCACCUGGGACGGCUGGAGAGAGGCAUGCUCUCUCUGGUUCCCCAUAAGCAGGCGGUGGAGGUCCUAGCCGUGGGUCUGUUCGUGGCGUCGGGCAGCCUGCUGUUUCUGGUCAUCCCUCCGCUGUUGUUCAGUUACGUGGAGGACUGGUCUUAUGGCGAGGGCUUCUACUACGCCUUCAUCACCCUCAGCACCAUCGGCUUCGGCGAUUACGUCGUGGGGACGGAUCCGGACAAGCACUACAUCACCGUGUACCGGAGCCUGGCCGGGGUGUGGAUCAUCUUUGCCCUGGCGUGGCUGGCCCUGGUCCUCAGCAUCGGCGCCAAGCUGAUGGAGAGCGCCAUCGUGCUGACGCGCCCGGGCCUCAGGAGACCGCCGGGGGGGGUGGAGGACGGGUCCUCCGGCAAACUGGAGGAGGAGCUGGGCCAGAGGGCCUAAGAGCCCGAGAUCUGAUUUAGGUUUUACAAGACGACUGUCUCACCGGGAUGGAGAAUGACUGAAAUACAUAAACUGGGAGGGAAGGGGGGAAGGAGGGGGGGGUGACAUGAAGAAGAGAACGAACAGAUUGUAACCAACAUUUUAUCCAUUGUACCUGCUGUGUGGUUUCUCUGUACAAUUUGGGUGGAUACAGCACAAGAACAAUCUAGCGUUCCAUUUGACUAUUUUGCGAGUGUUGAUUUUACCAAUGAGUUAAAUUCUACUGCCACAAGUGAGCAUUCUGGGCCUUAAUAAGGAAUUGUUAUUGUCAUCGUGUAACCUCACUAGAUACAUUUUGGUUUGUGUGUGCGUGUGCGUGCGUGUGCGUGUGUGUGUGUGUGUGUGUGUGUGUGUGUGUGUGUGUGUGUGUGUGUGUGUGUGUGUGUGUGUGUGUGUGUGUGUGUGUGUGUGUGUGUGUGUG
Molecule: messenger RNA, 1751 nt
Organism: Gadus macrocephalus (Pacific cod)
Lineage: Eukaryota; Metazoa; Chordata; Actinopteri; Gadiformes; Gadidae
Product: potassium channel subfamily K member 16-like
Exons: 5
Coding region: 410-1291 (293 amino acids)
Biological process (GO): stabilization of membrane potential; potassium ion transmembrane transport
Cellular component (GO): membrane
Molecular function (GO): potassium ion leak channel activity
Source: RefSeq, a predicted model, not a curated record